Vicia villosa (hairy vetch) is the source of this 1437-nucleotide messenger RNA. RefSeq lists its product as uncharacterized. The record is from RefSeq and is a predicted model, not a curated record. The transcript is spliced from 3 exons. Bases 1 to 1437 code for a protein of 478 amino acids. NCBI's taxonomy places the organism in Eukaryota, Viridiplantae, Streptophyta, Magnoliopsida, Fabales, Fabaceae.
AUGGGGAGAAGGUUCAGAGGUCCUCUCAAAAAGGCCAAAGAAAUUGAAACCCACGAAGACAACGACCAUGAGGAUAGUGUUAGUAUCAAGACUGAUGCAAAGAGCAAUGUUGGUUCUGCUAAGCAAGAUGAUGAAGAAGGAUACUAUUACUAUGAGGAGGAAUACCCUGAAGAGAAGUACAAGCAAUUAGAGGAACGUAUGAAGGCUAUGGAAAUCCAGAAGCUGGAUGGCGCCAACAUUCGUACAUGGGAAGACUUAGCUGUUGCUUUCUACAAGCAAUACCAAUACAAUGCUGAUCUUGCGCCUACUCGCACUCAACUGCAAAGCAUGACUAUGGGUCCGAAAGAGAGUUUCAAGGAUCACCUACUGGGUAGUUCAUCCUCUGGUUUUACGGAGCUCAUACAGAUUGGAGAACGUGUUGAAAGCGUUAUUCGAAGUGGGAAGAUUCAGGUAGGUGCUACCUCUGGUACUACAAAGAAGCCAUAUCAUGGAAAGAAUGAGUCUAAUGUUGUGCACAGUCAGAAGGGUCGUAAUAAGAACGAUCAGAACCGGUAUGUUGGGGCAGUUCUAAUCUCUACACCAACACCUCAGCAAACUCCCAGACAAGGGUAUCAGCGCAGGUCAGACUCACCUAGAAGGCAGUUCACAAAGAUCAACAUGCCUUUAUCUCAAGCCCUGCAACAUCUGUUAAAGGCCAACUUGAUCACUAUAAGAGAUCCUCCGAAGAAUGACACUACUACAUCUCCAGGCUAUGACCCUAAUGCAAAGUGUGCAUAUCAUUCUAAUAGUCCUGCACAUCACGCGGAUAACUGUUGGGCAUUAAGAACUAAGAUCCAAGAUAUGAUAGAUGUUGGCGAAAUUAAGUUUGACCCUCCGGAAACUCCGAAUGUUAUUACUGCUCCUAUGCCAAAUCAUGACAAAGCUAUUAAUGAUAUCAUGGACAUGGUCUAUGUCUAUGAUGUGAGAGAUCUGUCAACUCCUCUCCCGGUCAUCAAGAAAAAACUAUUGCAAGCCAGUUUAUUUCCGGGUUGCAAUAUAGGUUUUUAUUCUUGUGCAUCCCAACCCAAUGGUUGUGAGAAUUUAAAGAGAGGUUUUCAAGGCUGGAUGGAUCAUUGCACUAUUAUGUUUGAAAAGAUUCCUUCUGUAGAAAGUUUAUGCGAAGGUUUCUCCUGUGGUUUGAAUAUUGAAGACGUAUCAGUGAUCUCUAAGACUCCUUUGAGAAUUCCUACCAAGGGUCCCAUCAAGAUUACUACUGAACCUCGUGUGGCUCGUUUGAUCAUCACUAAGCCUGGGCCGAUCCCAUAUUCUUCCGACAAAGCUGUCCCAUGGAAUUAUGGUGCUGAUGUCUAUAUUAAUGGUGUAAAACAGGAACCCCUAACUGAUAAGGUGGUUGAAGUCACUAAUCCCGACGUCGACAAUAUUGCAGGGACUAGCUAG